Messenger RNA from Betta splendens (Siamese fighting fish), 5420 nucleotides. RefSeq names its product gamma-aminobutyric acid receptor subunit beta-3-like. The record is from RefSeq and is a predicted model, not a curated record. Lineage: Eukaryota; Metazoa; Chordata; Actinopteri; Anabantiformes; Osphronemidae. Gene Ontology annotation, cellular component: neuron projection; membrane; GABA-A receptor complex. The coding region runs from base 452 to 2092 and encodes 546 amino acids. Gene Ontology annotation, molecular function: GABA-A receptor activity; extracellular ligand-gated monoatomic ion channel activity; neurotransmitter receptor activity. The transcript has 11 exons. Gene Ontology annotation, biological process: regulation of membrane potential; monoatomic ion transmembrane transport; signal transduction.
UGUUGCUAAUCACAGGUGGGAUGGAGGGGGGCUGACCGCGUGGACAUUUUCACAUUUUUAAAGUCUCAUAGCUGCUGCUCGUGGAAUAAUGGUCAAAUAUUCCUCAUCGGACUGACGGGUACGCGAAGGGAAGACGAAGCAAUUCAGGAACUGCGUGGUGGGCAUCAACUGACAGGAGCCUGGAAGUAAGCUAAGUUAUGUUUUUUUGCAGGCGCUCCCUGCUGAGAGCAAACAGCUUCUAAAAAACAGACAUACCAACAUCACCGCCGCGGUAAUGCCUCAACCAGGAGAUCCCCAAGGCUGUUACUAGCUAGCUGUCAGGCCCACUGAUGCCCUCAUGACUCCAGGCCGUCUGGCUCGCAGCUACCUCAUCAACUUCAACUGCUGUCGGAAACACCCAGACCGACGCCGCCGACCCUGGGAAUCCCAGGGUCGCCUUGGGCCUUGAUGCAUGGAAUUCGACAGGACUUGGGGCAGAGGAAUAAAGGGGAACAUGUUCCUCUGGUGGAUCUUUCUGCUUUUCUCUCAAGGAUUUGUAUUUCACAGUGUCCACGGGGAACUUCCCUUUAUUUCGAGAAAUAAUGCUGCCAUGCUGGUCAACUGGAACGCUGUUGACGGAAACAAGAAGUUGGUCGCCAUCUAUGACACCAGCGUCAAUGAACCGGGCAACAUGUCUUUCGUGAAGGAGACCGUGGACAAACUGCUGAAGGGAUACGACAUCCGACUGAGGCCGGACUUUGGAGGGGCCCCUGUUAAAGUCGGGAUGAGCAUAGACGUGGCGAGCAUAGACAUGGUCUCAGAAGUCAACAUGGACUACACGUUGACCAUGUAUUUCCAACAGUACUGGAGGGACAAGCGCCUGGCCUACGUAGGAAUCCCCCUCAAUCUGACCCUGGACAACAGGGUCGCCGAUCAGCUCUGGGUUCCGGACACCUACUUCCUCAAUGACAAGAAGUCUUUUGUCCACGGGGUCACGGUCAAGAACCGGAUGAUCCGCCUGCAUCCGGAUGGGACUGUCCUGUACGGCCUCAGGAUCACUACCACGGCGGCGUGUAUGAUGGAUCUCAGGAGGUAUCCCCUGGACGAACAGAACUGCACUCUGGAGAUAGAGAGCUAUGGCUACACCACGGACGACAUUGAGUUCUACUGGAAAGGAGGCGAGUUGGCCGUGACGGGGGUGACGCGGAUCGAGUUGCCGCAGUUCUCUAUUGUCGACUACAAGCUGGUGUCCAGAAACGUGGUCUUUUCCACAGGUGCCUACCCCCGUCUGUCCCUGAGCUUCAAGCUGAAGAGAAACAUUGGCUACUUUAUCUUGCAAACCUACAUGCCAUCCAUCCUGAUUACCAUCCUCUCCUGGGUCUCCUUCUGGAUAAACUAUGAUGCGUCUGCAGCCAGAGUGGCUCUAGGGAUCACCACGGUGCUGACCAUGACCACCAUCAACACCCAUCUGAGGGAGACCCUGCCCAAGAUCCCCUACGUGAAGGCCAUCGACAUGUACCUGAUGGGCUGCUUCGUCAUGGUGUUCCUGGCCCUGCUGGAGUACGCCUUCGUCAACUACAUCUUCUUCGGCCGGGGCCCGCAGAUGCAGAAGAAGCUAGCGGAGAAGGCGGAGAAGGCCAACAACGAGAAGGCCAAGUACGACGCUGCCAGGGAGGCAGGUAGUAGGACCGCAUCCCUAAAACGGUCCAAUCAGGUUAAAGGUCUGCGCCACUCACGUUCGGCGGAACCGCACGGCCACGGGAACAUCCUGCUCACCACCCUAGAGAUCCACAACGAGGUGGCGGGAGGCGAGAUCACCACCAGCGUGGCAGACAUUAGGAACUCUCAGUCCAUGGUGCAGCUGGACAGCACGGCCUCGGCGCACAUCCAGUACCGCAAGCAGAGCGGCGGGAUCGGGCCGCGCUCCGCCAGCCGCCACUCCCUGGACCGGUCCGCUCAGAUAAAACGCAGCCGCCUGCGGAGACGAUCCUCGCAGCUCAAAAUCAAAAUCCCCGAUUUAACGGAUGUGAACGCCAUUGACCGCUGGUCACGGAUCAUUUUCCCCUCGGUCUUCUCGCUCUUCAACCUCAUCUACUGGCUCUACUAUGUCUGACUGGGUUGUUUUGUUGAGGUGUUCUUGUUGAUUGUUUUCAUUUUGUUUCUGUUUUUUUUCCUUGUUCUGUUUUAUACAUAAUGUAAUAUGUUGAAUUAAAGACUGCAACACUACAAGAGGAAAAAGAAAAGACUGAGAAGGACUCCUGCAUUCUGGACCAAGUAAAUGUUAAUUUUUUUUUUACCUGGGAGUGAAUUGUUCUUAGUAACAAGGUCUUUUUAUUUCCUAAAGUAUGUACUGUAAUUGGGACUUGUGCCAGCCAUUUCCCAACAUUUGCUCUUUCCGUAAUGUGUACAUAGAGGGAUAUAAAGCCAGCAAUUCAAUAAAUAGUACAAUAUUUGCAAAAAAGAAAAAUAAACACAAAAGCAGUUAAAGCAACAACUUUUCUAAUAAAAGAGUGAUACAGAAAACUUUAUACUCCGCCGAUGGUCAGAUAAGUACAGGAAAGUCCUAAAAUUGCUUCAACAAACGUAGAAGUAUGUUUAACUGGCACCCUAUGCACUAUUAAUACAUGGAAUGAUCAGUCUUAGUAAGAAAUAACAGCUCUGUUUUUGCCUUGGGUUAUGACACAAACUUUACCGAAAAGACUCUGUGUAUGUGUCUUUGUUCGUGACGUUGAUAAUAUCCGAGUUACUUGCUAACGUCUAAUUUAUGCAUCGAUCCAGUGAAAUGUUAUUCAAACACAAUAACUUAUAGUUGUGGAUUCUAUCCCUCCGUUCUGGAUGGCUGUGACUCAGGUUCUGAAUAUUUGACCUCUUUUUCUUGGCGAAGAAAAAAUGUCACUGAAAUAACUAUUUUGGACAUUUGAUACGGUGAAAAAAAGCACAAAUAUCAGUAAAACUGCCAUUUUUUCAACUUCUAUCUUCUAGCAACAGCGAUAGCACAACAGAAUUGCACUCAAAUUAAUCAAACUUCCUCCAACGAUCAUCUUAUUUUCAUUUUGAACAGCCAAGGGCCUUAGGGGCAACUGUUUAUUCAACCCAUGGAGUAUUAGGAUAUUUUUGUACUGUGUGUCUCUAGCUGUUUGGUUUCCUAACCUGUUUUGUUCCUUUUUGCUCAACACCAACUCUGUCAUGGCGAUAAAUGCGGGACAAGAAAACCUAUUGUACAUAAGUACAUAAAUGUGUAUAUACAUAAAUGUGUAUAUAUAAAUACAUAUAUAUAUAUAUAUACAGUGUGCACAACCCAAAACUAAAAUGAUCAAAUGUUGAGUAUUUUGCGAUUGUUAUGCUGACUUUUAAUGGUCAUAUUAAUGAAGACUAAGAUGAAGGAUCAAACAAAUGAACUGACUGGCCAGUUAAAAGUAUCAGUUUACUUUCUGAGUAGUUGUGGGCUAACCUGAUCACAUUCCCUGUCAAACAUCUGGCCACGUUGAAUUCCACUCUAUGUAUGUAUGUUCAGAUCUGCGCGUUAGAGCUUCAAUGCAAAUGGAUUCCAGGACAACUGUCCUGCAACUAACGAGCACACACUAGCAUUGAAUGUAUCCGAUCCAUUCUUCAGGUAGAGGAUAAUGAGCCAUGGUCAUCGUCUCUCCAUCAGAAUGUAACACGCUCAUUCUUACGUUGCCAGCGAUGAAGAAAGACGCUUUACAAGCGUGUGCAUGUGCAUGUGUGAGAGGGAGACGUGAGAGAGAGGAAGGCGUGGGUAGAAUGUUUCUUUUUGUGCCGCCCGCUCGACGAUGGCAAAUGUCAACUUAUAAUUUGCUUUGUGGGUAAAAAUAGCGCUCCUGUCCCAAGUCUGUGGAUAAGCCGCCGCUGCAUGUGAAGCUACAAACAACAAAGCCAGUCACUACUCAUGGACAAUGAUGAACACCUAAAACAUUCCUCCUCCACCGUUCGUGCAUGUACAUGAACAGACACUUGGUGUGUUGGGGCUGUACGAGAGCAGGGUUUGCCACAAAAAUGAGAAAAUGUUGUAUAUGUGUAGUCUGAUGUGUGACAAGGACCUGAAUGUAAUGUAGCUGGAUUGUUGCACAACUGCAAUUUACUUUCUGGAGACAGGACCGACCUCAGCCCUGAUUCAUUUAGGGCUUUAGCUGAUUUCACACUGCAGCAGUCGACCCAAAGUCUGCUCAUCCUGUUUUUUGUAGAAACGGGAGGAAGGGCACUUAGGAACCGGUUCCAAAAAGCGAGGAAAGCUCUAGUUACAAGUGACCAGUCAGAAAAGUGUUUCUCACCACCUUCCAAACUUCACUUCGUAUCGAGUGUGUGAAGAAGUAGGAACAGAUGUCUCGGUUUAGAUUGUUGAGAUCGUGGUCUCAUGCGUUUAAAGUUACAGUAGAGAGUCGUUCAAGUCUCCGAACCAGUUUGUCCAAAGAUGUGUGGAACUGCUUUGUGUUGUUAGGAGAUACUUGUACUUACGAAAUGGUAGAACGGCUCAUCAAGCUUCAGCGUAGUUGUAAAUAAUAAAAAAAAAUGAAGAGAUGUCUGAAAUGCUGAGGGUAGAAUUGAGUCAAACGCUCGUCCUCGUUUACUGGUUCCCAUUGGUUCAAAGGACUGAUUGAUUGGAGGUGGUUGUCGUAAGAGUUGUUCUAUUCCCAUAUUAGUGCGGUUGACAGGACAACUGUUACUCUAGAUACUUUAUCAUGCAUGCAACUUCAAUUCGUAACUUAAAAAGACUUUAAAAAAAGAUAUUUGAAAAAACUCAUGUCAUGAGAACUGCCAAUUUCUAAUUUUAGAGAUGACACGAUACCAUGUGAGCCUACAUAAAAAUAAAAUAAUUAAAAAAAACUAACAAAAAAAAGAGAGUCAUCAAAGACUUCAGGUGUUGUUUGGCCUUGGUCCCAUAAUGGAAUGUGAAAUGUUCUGUGCUGCCACAAAAUGUACUUAGGCUUAGAUUUCUACUGUAUAUCUCUGUAUGUUUCUCCUACCUUUUGAACAGAUUAUCAUGUUAAACCAUCAAAUAAAUGCUAUACAUUGUACCUGUGUAUUUGGUGUUGCAAGCAUGCAUGACACACCAUAAAUAAUCUGCAUAUGACUGUGCACCGUGUACGGCGAGACAAUUCAGUGAACUGCAGCUUCGAACCUUCAAUAAACCGUAAAGCUUGAAAAGUGUGGAAUGGAAGAGGUUGCCUGUACAAAGCCUGACACUUGGGACUGUCUCAUCUUCAACCGUUCUGGUGCCCUUGAGCAAGGCUCUUACUCCCUGAACUGUCUGUUCCAGCGCAGCUGCCCACUCACUGACAGUGAGAGGCUUUCCAUUACACUGGGCAUCUCCCAGUUGGACUGAGUGUCUUGUGUGUAUGCAAUGAACUUGCCGAAUGCACACCAGGGUGUUGAUGUAUCAGAGAACAGUACUUCCCUGGUUAAAUAAAGAUUGUGACAAUGUG